This is a messenger RNA of Pygocentrus nattereri (red-bellied piranha), 930 nucleotides long. RefSeq lists its product as uncharacterized. The transcript has 2 exons. The coding region runs from base 103 to 780 and encodes 225 amino acids. The record is from RefSeq and is a predicted model, not a curated record. NCBI's taxonomy places the organism in Eukaryota, Metazoa, Chordata, Actinopteri, Characiformes, Serrasalmidae.
AAAGUCCCGCUCCUCUUCUGUGUCCCACUGAAAACCAACUGACCAAAUCAGGUCCAGUAUAAAUACAAGCUGAAGGCCAUUGGGCUCAAAGCCUGCCAAACCAUGGAGGAAGAGCGAGGUAGAGCUGAUGGUGCUAAGAACUUUGAGGGCCCUUCUUCUUGGUCAGAGCUGGACAAAGGCUUCCUCACAGACUGCAGUCUGUCCGCUUUGUCCAUUGAGGGAAUCCAUUUGAAGCCACCCAAAGGAAUUGUUGUGGAGUAUUCGGAUGGCAGUCCUGCCCCGCCUGCUCCUUUUAACCCCUCUUUGGGUGUUUUGUCACCUUUGAAUGCCCCCGGUAAGAGCUGCCUGCUGUCUCCAAGCAGCACCCUGGCUGCUGGCCUUAACAGUUUGAUCGAGGGCAAGUCCUCCACGCCUUAUGAGAGGGUUACGUUCCAAAAACCUGUUCUGGUUAGCUCGCUGGACCUGUCCUGCAUUGACCUGACCGCCUCUCACCCUCCGUGGGAAGUCUCGCUCAUCAGGCCCACCUUGGAGAGCCCAAAGCCAUGUUUGGACUCCAGCAAGUUGGAGUCAACAUGGAGCCCCAGUUACCAGUUGGUUCCCCCAGCGCUGGCAGACAUCUCCUCGCUCAUCUGGUCUGGGACACCAACUAGUAAAUCUGCCAUUGAGGAGUUUCAGAGGUCAAGUAAGGAAUCCACAUUCCAGGAUUCGAACCUGCGCCAUGCUGUUUUGGAGCUUGCGGAGGAGCAGCAGAAGAGCCUGGCCAGAAACUUUGCAACCUAAUGCAGCGAAGGGGCGGUUUAGGUAACUAGAAUAACCCGUCCCAGGGUGUGUGGUCAACACCUCGUUGGAUUUUGUGUGGUGACCGAUCACAAAAGCAUGAUGUCAAUGUAUUUUUGUAUUUGGAAAUAAAGCAUUAUAUUUACACACCGA